CUUUGAUUCAAUUUCAUUUGUGGUACACCGACCACUGUCUGCGAUACCGACGCAAGACUAGAAUUGAAGUUCGAAUGUUGUUUACAUGUGUACCUGUUCACAAGUAUCAAAGUUACAGUAAUGCAUUGUAAUGAAUUUACGCUAAACAUUAAUGCUCAAGUCUAGGAUUUAACUUAAUGGCGAUGGCAGCUGGAGAUCCGGCACAGAAAAUGAGUCUUCCUAGAGCAAGAGAAGAAUUUAUGAAUAUCAUACGAAAUAUUGACGAUCCUGAAACAACCAAAAAUUUUCUCUCUUGGAUAAAGUGGAAUUGGCUGAAUUCAACUAAGACAGAAGAUGAAUCAGACGAUUUGCUCAAAACUAUAGCCGAUGACAUCAAGGAAGUUCUUCCUCCAGAUGCAGUCUUGCCUUCGGAAAACAUAAGUACUCCUCUUGUUGGUGAGAAUGCAGACUGUGAUCCAAGACACACACUGCAUGUGGAUGCAUUUUUGUACGAUGAUGAGCAAGUAGAUGACAUGUGUGAAGAUGGUCGGCUGGACAGAAACUACUGCCUGCAGUGUGGUUCACACAAGACAAGGCCUCUGACCUUCAUAUCUCACUCGGCAUCACGGGAGCGGCUGCGCUACAUCUUCAGAGCCCUGUUGCCACCGUUAGAGCGUGAGGGGACAGUGAUCCUAGACGUGGGCUCGAGGCUGGGGGCCGUGCUGUAUGCGGCGUACAUAUACACGAAGGCUACCAAGAUCUUUGGAGUGGAAAUAAAUAAAGACUUCUGUAAUCUACAACGUGAUAUUAUCAAGAAAUAUAAUUUCCAGGACAGAGUGGUGGUACUGGAAGGCGACGUGACUAAUGCGGCAGAUGUGAUCCGGGCGGCGGACGUGAUCGUGAUGAACAACGUGUUCGAGUUCUUCAUGCCAGCGGAGAAGCAGGUGGCGGUGUGGCGGCUCCUGCGUGCGGCGGCACGGCCGGGCGCUCUUCUGGUGACAGUUCCCGCACUUGAGGCAGCCUUCGCCCACCUACAGACGGGCAUCGACCUGACAUCGUGGGUGCGACCAGUGCCACCGCAUGACCCCGAGGCACCUGGCUUAGUGGACAUAGCAGAGGAGGCAGAGCAUGUGCGGCUGUACGAGGUGAUGUAGUGCCUGGCAGAGGGGGCCUGCACUUGCACGCCAGGACGAUCUUCUGUGUUGACAGUCAGUGGCCACAGCAGCAUGUGCGGCAAAUUGGUGGCACCACAACACGCCACAUGACUAGUUCGGCAUGGUGCGAGACAUUGGGCGGUGGCAGUCGGUAUGUGUACCGGCCUCUGAAGGUGGCAUCAGUGUCACUAAAUACUCAUUCUCCUAUGCAUGUGUCAGAUGUAAGUGGUAUAAUUUGUGUGUGUGUGUGUGUCUGUGUGUGUGGGCGCGCGCGCGUGCGCGCUACCAUGUAAACUAACAGUGUGUAUCGAUCCUCAUGAGAAUAUGCAGUAACGAAGUGUGGCUGUUUGGUCCAGGUGAGCCUGUGUGGGGAGACAGUGAACACUCACCUCAUUGGACAGACUCAAUUUUUGUCUCUGUAGAAAAUCAGGAAUAUUUGAUCUAUUAAAUGUCUUCCUAACUGAA
This is a messenger RNA of Schistocerca gregaria, 1598 nucleotides long. RefSeq lists its product as uncharacterized. The coding region runs from base 177 to 1133 and encodes 318 amino acids. The transcript is spliced from 7 exons. The record is from RefSeq and is a predicted model, not a curated record. Gene Ontology annotation, molecular function: methyltransferase activity. Lineage: Eukaryota; Metazoa; Arthropoda; Insecta; Orthoptera; Acrididae.